CAGUAAAAAAGACGGCCGGUGUUCGACGUGAACUGGUCCCAACCGAUACUUCGAGAUGUGGUCGGAAGCAACGUAAUUCAGUGCGAAAACGUCAAAAUACAGUUACCGAUUAUAUAAACUUUACGCUGUCGCUUUUGUUCUCUCUUGUUAAAAGCGCCUUGCAAUGGAUCGUAAAUCUUGUUACGGAUAUAUCGAUGCAGUUAUGGGAUAUCAGCAUAUAUAUAUCAUUUUGGGUAAAUAUCCGUGUUUUUAACGCAAAAAGGAUAUGGACAAGCGGUAAAGAGCCUACUGCAUGGGGCCUAGUUGAAAAUAUCCAGUUACCCGCCACAGGCGAAGAAGCAAUGGAACGAAUACUGAAAUGUCGUGGUCGUGAUGCAUACGUUAUCUUGGGAUUGAGAGCCGAUUGCACCGACGAUGAUAUUAAGCGGUAUUUUAAAAGGCAGGCAGUCUUAGUGCAUCCUGAUAAGGUUUCUUCUUUAAUUGAGUGUUUUUGA
Messenger RNA from Gongylonema pulchrum, 494 nucleotides. NCBI's taxonomy places the organism in Eukaryota, Metazoa, Nematoda, Chromadorea, Rhabditida, Gongylonematidae. The record is from the annotation of a GenBank genome assembly.